GGCAUCCUUGAGGAGGCAGCGCCGGGGCGAAGGCUCGCGUCAGUUCCUGUUCAUAUGCUGGGCUCGGCCAAUUACACGUCGGCUCCUUCGGCUCCCGCCUCGUCUCCAUGGUGACAGGAGGAGCCAGCCUUUUCCGGCCCCUUUGGGGAGCCACUUGUUCCUCAACAUGGGGACAAUACACUUAUUUCGCAAAUCACAGAGGUCUCUACUUGGCAAGUUAACACAGGAAUUUAGAUCAGUAGCUGCUGAUCGAAGGUCAUGGAAGAUCUUGUUGUUUGGUGCGAUAAACAUAGUGUGUACUGGCUUCCUCCUUAUGUGGUGCAGUUCAACAAACAGCAUAGCUUUAACUGCAUAUACCUACCUAACUAUCUUUGAUCUUUUCAGCUUAAUAACAUGCUUGAUAAGUUAUUGGGUAAUGAUGAAGAAGCCCACCCCAGCUUAUUCAUUUGGGUUUGAGAGAUUUGAAGUCCUAGCAGUAUUUGCUUCCACGGUUCUAGCACAACUUGGGGCGCUCUUUAUACUCAAAGAAAGUGCUGAACGAUUUCUGGAACAACCAGAGAUUCACACGGGUCGAUUGUUGGUUGGGACCUUUGUGGCACUCUCUUUCAACCUGUUUACAAUGCUUUCUAUUAGGAAUAAACCUUUUGCUUAUGUCUCUGAAGCUGCAAGUACAAGUUGGCUUCAGGAACAUGUUGCAGAUCUCAGUAGGAGUUUGUGUGGGAUCAUUCCUGGGCUGAGCAGCAUCUUUCUUCCACGCAUGAACCCUUUCAUCUUGAUUGACCUUGCAGGGGCUUUAGCUCUUUGCAUUACAUACAUGCUAAUCGAAAUUAAUAAUUAUUUUGCAGUAGAUACUGCCUCUGCUCUAGCCAUUGCCUUGAUGACGUUUGGUACCAUGUAUCCCAUGAGCGUCUACAGUGGAAAGGUAUUGCUUCAGACAACACCACCUCAUGUGAUUGGACAGCUUGAUAAACUUAUAAGAGAAGUUUCUACAUUGGAUGGUGUCUUAGAAGUACGAAAUGAACAUUUUUGGACAUUGGGAUUUGGUUCUCUGGCUGGAUCAGUACAUGUGAGAAUUCGAAGAGAUGCUAAUGAACAAAUGGUACUUGCUCACGUGACCAAUCGGUUGUAUACGCUAGUGUCUACGUUGACUGUUCAGAUUUUCAAAGAUGACUGGAUUAGGCCAACCUUGACCUCUGGACCUAUUGCAAACAAUAUGCUGAAUCUUUCAGAUCAUCACAUCAUUCCAAUGCCACCUCUAAAGAUGGCAGAAAACUCUAACGUGGCUACAUCUACUCCAGCUAAAGCAAGUAGUCCACCUCCAGAAUUCUCCUUUAACACACCAGGCAAAAAUAUGAAUCCAGUCGUUCUCGUGAAUACUCAGACAAGGCCCUACAGACUAGGCUUCAGCCGUGGAACUGUACCUUACAGCAGUGUCUUCACACAAGGAUUUGGAGUCCCAGGAAUAGGGGCAACCCAGGGAUUCAGGACUGGUUUAAUAAAUGCUCCCCACAGAUAUGGAACUGGCACUCAAGGUCAGCCCAGGCCCCAAUAAACUAUUUCCCAUAUU
This is a messenger RNA of Zootoca vivipara (common lizard), 1567 nucleotides long. It is a transcript of the gene SLC30A6, whose product is annotated as solute carrier family 30 member 6. Lineage: Eukaryota; Metazoa; Chordata; Lepidosauria; Squamata; Lacertidae. Gene Ontology annotation, biological process: transmembrane transport; zinc ion transport. The record is from RefSeq and is a predicted model, not a curated record. Gene Ontology annotation, cellular component: Golgi apparatus; membrane. Gene Ontology annotation, molecular function: monoatomic cation transmembrane transporter activity.